AUGCCACACCUGAACCAAGGAAAAUUAAGAGUUCGUUUAGUUUCAGUUUUGGAGAGAACACCCAGGUCCACUGUCACGCGUCAUUCGCGGCGCGAUCGCGGUGUCGCUACCGCGAUCCCUAUGAUAUCCUUUCGCGGCGCGAUCGCGAUGAAAUCUUAUAUUCGCGUCGCGAUCGCUAUAAUAUGGCGAAGUCGCGGCGUGAUCUUGAUCGAUUCUUAUUUUAAAAAGAAUUUUUUCUUAAGAGUCGCUGCGCGAUAUGUAAUCGCGUCGCGAUCGCUAUAAUGUCGCGAAGUCACGACGGGACUCUGAAUUCUGCAUCAAUUCGAUUCAGAUAGAUUUCGAAUUCAUAUGGGUUUUUAUUUAGCGCAAUCACUACCAUAUCGCUAUUUCGCGACGCGACUCACGUCAAGGGAUUUUGUUGAUGGAUAUAGUUAGUCAUUUUCUUGAAUUACAAGAACGCAAAACAAUUCUUUUUCUCUUAUUUCAAAGUGAGAAUUUAUGUUUCGUAUAUACGAGUAGAUAGUCCACAUUCUGUCUAUAACAUAAAUAGUAUACUAUAUGUCUAGACACAUAGACACAUGUGUGAUCGAAGAUAUGCGUUUUUGUUAUUCUCAUUUUAAAUGAGAUAUACAAAAAAAAUCAGUGUCCAUAUUAUACACAAGACACUUUGUAUUUUCUUAACAUAGUGUGCGGACUAUUUUUAUACUCGAAUUUUGUGCAGUUUGUAUCUGUUUUUUUCACUUUUUCAAAAGGGAAUUACAUGAAAAAACAAGUAGUAUACAAAGUAAGUACACAGCAAUUUCAACGAACGAAAGAGUAUGGAAAUAUAAAUCCUUUCCACUUUUCUUGUCACAAAGUCGAAAUCUUUUUUUUUUAACUAUUUUGGGUACCAAAACGCUCUCUUUCACAAAACGUAUGAGAUCUAGGGACUUCCACUAUGUAUAACUUUGUUAAAUAUGUUAACUUCGCAAGGUCUCAGAAUAAAAUUGCACUAAAGUGAGAAAAGCAUUAAAGGUUGAUGUCAUCGCAAUCGUGAGUAUCCUCGGUGUAAGAUCGCUUUGUCGUUGGUGACUUUCAGGAUGUAGCGAGUAUCAUUUCGGUCCUGUUUGACGCAGAGAGGAUUGGGGCUAAGCCAUUCCGC
Didymodactylos carnosus is the source of this 1141-nucleotide messenger RNA. Lineage: Eukaryota; Metazoa; Rotifera; Eurotatoria; Philodinida; Philodinidae. The record is from the annotation of a GenBank genome assembly.